UAAACCCCUUCGCCAAUGCGAAGUUCUCAUUGGCUGCUAAAAAUACCGUGGAUUCAGAAAUUCCAAUAUUGAACGAGCUAGAAGCCGAAGCGUUGGCUAUAGAGUCGAUCUCUGCGCUGGUGCAGUUGCUGCCGUUAGUAUCUCCCACGUUACAGAUACCCGUUUUAAACUGUCCUGGAACCCUCCUGACAGGUGCACUUCCUCGACCAACUAGUCCAACAUGCAAGUGUGAUCCAUCCCUUCCCAUCCCAUACCAUCCCCUGCAAGUACGGGAGUGCUAGUCUUGCUUCCGCCACAGGACACAGAGCGACCUCUAUACCUAUGGAGAAAGAGGCUAUACAGAGCGAGCACGAUAAACCGAAGGCAAAAGAAUCAUCGCAGUCGCAGUUGGUCUCAGGCGCCCCCGCACAUACGCACCACACAGCUCGCCCCACAACAGCACCCACUGCACAUACUAAUGCAAGCGAGAGGGCAGAUGGUGCAGAACAUUUAGAUACGGCACAGGCUUCCGAGGUACACAUGGCAGAUAAAGACGGGUAUGAUGGUCAGAAGGGGAAGGUACCAGACCAGGGCACCGGCUCUACAGAGAAGAAUGUUGGUAGUGCGAGGUCUCAUACAGCGGUAGAUAAGCGUACAGGACACGAUGCUGUUGUGCAUGUGAAUGGGUAUACCAUACCACAGUCGUCUGUACACAGGAGUGCGCACAACACCACACCAGACGCCAGCACGAAACCGGCAGCGAAGGCGGAUAAAACAUCCAAAGAGAGCUUGCAGAAGGAGAGGGAUCUCGAACAGCAGCGUCAGUCCAGGUUGGGUAAGAGACGUGAGAUAUUGGUGGCGAUGGGUGCGGUCAAGACACUCAGCGAGUUGCUGGCCGUCUCGACUAAUGAGAGUGUGCGGAGAGAGACCAUCCGGUUGAUGACACAUCUUACCCGUGUGGAAGGGGUCAUCCACGAUAUUCGAAAGUACCGCGAUACGUGUUUGUUAACAGG
Messenger RNA from Sphaeroforma arctica JP610, 992 nucleotides. RefSeq lists its product as hypothetical. The annotation marks the transcript as partial. The transcript is spliced from 3 exons. NCBI's taxonomy places the organism in Eukaryota, Ichthyosporea, Ichthyophonida. The record is from RefSeq and is a predicted model, not a curated record.